AUGUCGGCUGCAAAGGUUUCGCUCGUUAUCGCCAUGGUUGCACUCCUUGCAGCUGUAGCGUUCUUCUACCAGAGGAUGGAUCGAUCGCGAUCGAGCGCAGCUUCCUCGCAGGAUAUAGCCAAGGGGAUAGACGAGAUCGGCAAGGGCUUGGCGUUGCAACAGCAGAUUAGCCUCCUCAAAACCACCCUUGGGAAGGUUGCGACGGAGAACGCUCGGCUGAAGCAGGCCAUCUCAGAGUUGAAACUGCGCAAGGAAGAGUUGAUGGUUUGCAAUGCCAACCUCAUCAAGGCCAGGAAGAAUCGUGCUCGAUGCGACAAGUGGGCGACCGAUGUUGAUGACGAGAAGCUGAGAAAGAGUGAGGCAUUGAAGAAGACGAGGUUGGAGUUGCAAGACGAGAAGCAGAAAAGUUCAGAGCUUCAGACACAAGUUUCAAAGAUCACUAGCAAGCUCUCAGAGACCAAGGCUGCCCUUGCUGAAAUCGAAAAGCAGAAGCAAGUCUCUGUCUCAACCUUCAGGCAGGAGAAAGAUAAAUACAUUUCUCUCAAGAAGGAGCUCUCCAACCUCAAGGCUCAAGAUUCAAACAAGCCUCGCCAGGAGGAGAUUGAGGGCCUUAUCAAGGAUCUGAAUAAGGACUUGAAGCAGAAAUCUGCUGUGAUUCAAGAGUUGACGAAGCAGAAAAGAGCUAGCGACGAGAUGUUGAGACGGCUGGAGGGGAAACUUCUUGCAGCUGGGGUCAGCCCAUCCGACAUCGAGAAAGUUGCUGCACGUGAAGGAUUCUCUGAGGCAAGAUCGACUGGGACUUCCGAAACUCCUUCGACCACUAGCUCUGGGCAGGAUGCCACCACGACGUCUACCCUUGUCCCGAGGAAGAGCACAAGCGUGAUCUUUGCUAUGGUUGAUGAUGACAAGGAUGGUUCAAUCGACAUUGAUGAGUUCACCAAACACAUUCGACCAUCUCUUGCCCUCCGAGCGCAAGCUUCUGCUGAUCCCAAGAAGUGGUUCCUUAAGAGAUUCAAGAUCUUUGAUAAGGAUGAGUCUGGCAAGAUCACCAAGGAAGAGGCCAAGCAGCAGAAAGAUCUAUUCCGUGAAAUUUUCCAAAGCAGCACGCGCAAGAGGUUUACGAGCAACUCCACCCAGACGACCACGAGCACAGAAGCAGGAGGCAUGCUUGGUUCUUACCGCUCAAAGCUCUUCCGUAACUUCCCCGUUAACAUGCAAGACAAGAACUCCACUCGGACUGACGAGGGAGGAAAGAAAUCCUCCUCCUCCUCCUCGGCUGGCAACUUUCUUGGAGGAUUGUUCUCCAGCUUCUUGGGAGUGGCAGCAGCAGCAACAGUGAGAGCAGUAGCAGUGGCAGCAGUGGCAGAGGCUUCCGCAGCCGAGGACGGUUCAAGGAGGCUGAAUGCUGACUCCCUUUCCUCCUCCACCUCUUCUCGUAUGCUUCGUUUAAGGAACAGGACGAAAGGAUCUCUGAGCACAGGGGUGGAAGGAUCCGCCUCCCUCAACACCACGAGCACACUGAGGGACAGUGCCGGAAUGCAGGGGAGCUCGCUGCUCAAUGUUACCAGGCGCAAGAGAUUCUCAUCGACAGAGGGAUCAAGACUCAACGCGUGA
Molecule: messenger RNA, 1614 nt
Organism: Guillardia theta CCMP2712
Lineage: Eukaryota; Cryptophyceae; Pyrenomonadales; Geminigeraceae
Exons: 13
Coding region: 1-1614 (537 amino acids)
Molecular function (GO): calcium ion binding
Source: RefSeq, a predicted model, not a curated record